Mesocricetus auratus (golden hamster) is the source of this 6151-nucleotide messenger RNA. RefSeq names its product pogo transposable element derived with KRAB domain (gene Pogk). The record is from RefSeq and is a predicted model, not a curated record. The coding region runs from base 475 to 2292 and encodes 605 amino acids. Gene Ontology annotation, biological process: regulation of DNA-templated transcription. NCBI's taxonomy places the organism in Eukaryota, Metazoa, Chordata, Mammalia, Rodentia, Cricetidae. Gene Ontology annotation, molecular function: DNA binding. The transcript has 6 exons. Gene Ontology annotation, cellular component: nucleus.
UGUCCUCACUCGGUCGCGAGGGGCCGCUCUGGGGCGGCUGGAGCGGCUGGCGCGGCGGAGCCGGUGGCGCGGUGAAUGCCGGGCCGCAGCCCUCGUCGCCCCCUGCGGCGACACCGCCCGCUCGGCGGGGGCCGCCUCCCACCCCCGGAAACAUUGGAGAAGCUGACUCGGAACUCCGGGAAGAGCUUUGCUUCGCAAGUCCCCGAAAAUGGGACUCACAAGAUGCACACUCACUACACACCCAUCAACUGCCAGCAGUCUUCUAAGGAGAAGCUCUUUGUACCGGCCUGAGGAGGCUUCGAAGACAGACAAUUUUCGACCCAGAGGCGAAGAGUCCUGCCAGAUGUGGGUUGGCCUCCGCCACCCGGGCACACCCCUCUCUGUAUCACGGACUUGGCUUUGGGAGGUCCUUUAAGACUGUUAAGUUUCUGAACUGGCUUGUGGACAGCGCCUGUGAAUCUGGAAAAUCCAGAGAUGGAGUUCCCAGCCUAUCCUCUAAAUUUGUCUCUGAAAGAAGAGCAAGAAAAGGAGAUUCAAAUCCAGGAGCUGGAGGAUGGCCCCACAGAUAUGCAGAAAGUACAAAUUUGUUCAGAAGGCGCAUGGGUACCUGCCCUAUUUGAUGAGGUGGCCAUAUAUUUUUCGGAUGAGGAGUGGGAAGUUUUGACGGAGCAACAAAAAGCCCUCUACCGGGAAGUCAUGAGGAUGAAUUAUGAGACUGUCCUGUCCCUGGAAUUCCCGUUCCCUAAGCCAGACAUGAUCAGUCGAUUGGAAAGGGAAGAGGAGUAUCCUAAUUCUGAUGAGUGGCGGCUCCAGGGAGUAACCUUUGCAGAAAAUCAAGAAUCUGACUUUAAGACUCCGCAUUGGGCAAGCCCCAUGACUGCCACCUCUCCUUUCCCUCAACCUCAGCACUUCAACAGCUUUUGGCAUCUGCCUCAGGAUAUCACAGAGCUGCCCGAGUGGAGUGAGGGCUACCCCUUCUACAUGGCCCUGGGCUUCCCAGGGUAUGACCUCUCAGCUGAUGACUUGGCUAGCAAGUUUCAAUUCAGUCGGGGCAUGCGCCGCAGUUAUGAUGCAGGGUUCAAGUUGAUGGUGGUGGAGUAUGCUGAGAGCACCAACAACUGUCAGGCUGCCAAGCAGUUUGGGGUAUUGGAAAAAAAUGUUCGAGACUGGCGAAAAGUGAAGCCACAGCUCCAAAAUGCCCAUGCCAUGCGGCGUGCAUUCCGAGGCCCCAAGAAUGGGAGGUUUGCUCUGGUGGACCAGCGUGUGGCUGAGUAUGUCAGAUACAUGCAGGCCAAAGGGGACCCCAUCACCAGGGAGGCAAUGCAGUUGAAAGCUCUUGAAAUCGCCCAGGAAAUGAACAUUCCAGAGAAAGGGUUCAAGGCAAGUCUGGGCUGGUGUAGAAGAAUGAUGAGAAGGUAUGACCUGUCUCUGAGGCAUAAAGUGCCAGUUCCACAGCACCUGGCAGAGGACCUGACUGAGAAGCUUGUCACUUACCAGCAGAGCGUGCUGGCUCUGCGCCGGACACAUGGCUAUGAGGUAGCACAGAUGGGCAAUGCAGAUGAGACACCCAUCUGCUUAGAAGUGCCCUCUAGGGUGACUGUGGACCACCAGGGUGAAAAGCCUGUCUUGGUCAAGACACCAGGUAGGGAGAAACUGAAGAUCACAGCCAUGCUGGGUGUCUUGGCUGAUGGGAGGAAGUUACCCCCAUACAUCAUUUUGAGGGGGACAUAUAUCCCCCCUGGGAAGUUCCCCAGUGGCAUGGAAAUCCGCUGCCACCGCUACGGGUGGAUGACCGAGGACUUGAUGCAAGACUGGUUGGAAGUUGUGUGGAGACGGAGAACUGGAGCUGUGCCCAAACAGCGAGGGAUGCUGAUCCUGAAUGGCUUCCGGUGCCAUGCCACCGACUCUGUGAGGAGCUCCAUGGAAAGCAUGAACACAGACAUGGUGAUCAUCCCAGGGGGCCUGACCUCCCAGCUGCAGGUGCUGGAUAUGGUAGUCUACAAGCCUCUGAAUGACAGUGUCCGGGACCAGUAUUCCAACUGGCUUCUGGCAGGGAACCUGGCACUGAGCCCCACUGGAAAUGCGAAGAAGCCACCCCUGGGCCUCUUCCUGGAGUGGGUCAUGGUUGCAUGGGACAGCAUCUCAAGUGAAUCAAUUGUCCAGGGGUUCAGAAAGUGCCACAUUUCCAGCAACUUAGAGGAGGAAGGUGAUGUCCUAUGGGAAAUUGAGAGCCAGUUGCCCAGAGAACCGCCAAAAGAAUGUGAUCCUGAAAGUGUGGCUGAGGGCAUCUGAAGGAAGAGUUGAGGUAACUGACCAGGAGUAGAAGUCCACCAUCACCGAUGCUCCUGGCAUGUCUAGCACUUAUCUUUUUCCUGGCCACUAGUUUCUCUAAGUUCUCUUUAAGCCUGCCAUGCCACAAUAUAGACAGCAGGUCAUCAGCAUUUUCUUUUGUACUUUGUUCUCUGGCCUAGAUCCAGGAGCACUUGUGUAGUGGGUAUGAUGGACAAUGAGCUGCCAGAACACUUCAAAUGAGAGCAGUGUGACUGCAAAAGGUUACUUGGUGGCUGGGCAUUGGUGGCAUACAUCUUUAAUCCCAGAUCUCUGUGAGUUCGAGGCCAGCCUGGUCUACAAGAGCAGUUCCAGGACAGCCUCUAAAAGCCACAGAGAAACCCUGUCUCAAAAUCCCUCCCCCAAAAAAGCUACUUGGGCCCAAAAGAGCAUAGUCAACAUUGUUCCAUUUACAAAAAGAUUUUCUGAAAAGAUAACUUUCUUCUCUUAUAAAUGCUGAACUUUUAGGGCUGGUUUGUCUGCUUGCAUUGCUUAACAUUGUUGCACUGCCUCUUGCUGAUCUGCAGGACUAUGACCCAGGGAGAGAAUGAAGUCUGCCUUUAGUAUCUCUGAGCCUCAGGUCUGUGCCCUAGGGUGGUCAUACCAUGCCCACCAGGGAGUUGAUAAUAUGUAUUGUUUGCUUUCCUCUAGGGAAUGUUGAGAGUUUUAAAACAUCAUCUUAGUCCAUGGAACUUCAGAUGGGGUGAGCCAUUACAGACAGUUCCUGAUGUCAGCAGAUGUCUGAAGGGUAUUUUUAAAUGAAUCUUUGAAGUGCUGCAGAGCUGACUCAGCAGUUUUAAAAAAAAAUACUGUUCCUGCAGAAAACCAGUUUGGUUCCCAGCACCCACAUCAUGUAGCUCAUAACCACCUGUAACUCCAGCUUCAGGAGAUCCAGUGACCUCUUAGCCUUCUAGGCACCUGCAGUCACAUGCACAUUUCCACACACAGAAACACAGUAUACAUGUAAUUAAAAAUAAAUAGUGGGCUAGAGAGAUGACUCAGCAAUUAAGAGUGCUUCCUGUUCAUUCUUGCAGAGGACUGGGGUUCAGUUCCCAGCACCCACAUGACAGCUCACAGCCAGCUGUAAUUCUACUUCUGGGGAAUACAGUGGUCUCUUCUGGCCUCUGCCAGUUCCUGCAUGCAUGUGGUCUACAUGUCCUCAUGCAGGCGCACAUGUAUACACAUAAAAAUGAAAGUUUUAAAAAAAUUAAUCUGCACCAGAAAUAGUACCACAGUGAGUAAAGUUUAAGGCCCUAAGGUAGGGGUGGGAGGUUGUAUGCAGAAGAGCAGCUUUGGAAGAAAGCAGGCAUGGGAGCUGAGCAGGCAGAGCCCACCUAACAAAAGCCCUCUGUGCAUACCCCUUGAGCGAGCAGAAUGCCAGGGAAAGCACAGACAACUCAUCCGUUCUCAUUUUCCUUUUCAGUCCACCUGCAGCCUUCCAAAAGUGGCCAGUCUUUGACAGAAGACCUAAAACUACUUUAACAUAUUUUCAUACCUUCUCUUAAAAAAAACUCUACUAGUAUAUAUUUUAUUGCCCAUCUGCCAUGCAAGUAGAAUGCUAAUUGAAAUCUCUACCCACUUUGUGCUGCGUAAACACAGGCUCUUCAUGACAUACACUUCCUGCCCUCUUAUCCUGCCCUUGACAUUGAGCCCUAGACUCAGAGUAGAGCAAGCAGUUCUUAAUGCUGCAUUCAAGAUAACUAAAAUGGUUUCUUCCCAUGCCCCUGCUUUUGUAUAAAGUCCCAUGGAUUCAGGCCCCCUCUCUGGUGACCACUCUGCUGUCCCCAUUGCCUAGCAGACUUUGAGUUGCAGGGUUUUGUUUUUUGUUUUUUUGUUUUUUGUCUUCUCUCAUUCUUGUUUUUCCCCUCUCCGUUAGAAGACAUUUUCUAAGCAAUUUAUCACGUGUGGAACCCAAUCAAAACCAUCAGAAGAGGAGUGGGCAAGAACCAUGCUAAGUCACAGCUGUCCACACAGGUACUCACAUCCCACGUCAGCGGGAGCCUCUGCUCCUCCAGAUGCCUCCAUCUCUGUACAGCUGCUGGGGAGUGAUGGAAAUAGACUGGGAUUCACAGCAAACAAGAUCCACAAGACAGGCAUUAAAAGCAUCUCCUGUCAUGGAAUAGAAUGCUGCUUUUGUUAAAAGUCCAAGCUAAUUCAUACUUAGGUUCUCUGUUUUCAGCAAAUAAAACUGAUUGAAACACCUGAGAGGAAAAAAAAUGUAAGAUGACUGCAGAGGGACCAAAAAGGGCAAUAAGGCUCUGAACAUCCAGGUCUGGACAGCAGCCUGAGCAUCCUAUCUCAAGACAGCUCCACCCACCCCAUUCCAUCCGGUGUCAUACAGACCUAAGACCCUUAAGUUUAGCAACAAACUUAGGAAAGAAACGUUCUGUCCCGUUUCUCCUUUCAGAGCUAUCUCCUCUGCCCCUUAUAGAAGCCUACAAGGGAUAAAGAUACUUCCUGGAGAAGAGAACAUCGUUCAGCACCAAGACGUACCGUGUCACCACAGCUCUUGUGUCUUUUUCUGUGGAGCAGAAGCCUCAUGUAUAUACCUUUGCAGAUGCUUCACUAGAACUUGUUUGCACACAGGUCAAGAUGACCGAAAAGCUUUUGUAGAAACCACUCGUGUACUACUGUUACUUACACAUCUCACUGAGACAAUGAGAUUAAUAACAGCAAAAUGAAGACACCGGCUUGGAGCCGGAAGAUAAGAGUAUAAAAUAAAUGAUGCUGUUACACUUCCUAAUCUGGUUGGCAGCUAGACUUUUUAGGGUCUUAUUCAAUGACCCUACAUUUCCUAUUAACCCUCUUUAAUGAGGCAACGAUUGGUAAACAGGCCUUUGCUUUUCAGGCCUUUGCAGACGUCUCUAGGUCAUCUGUUUACACAGACAAGACCCACUGACUCAUACUUACUUGGUUAAUUUCUUGAAUAUUUUUAUCAAAAGGGCAGUGGGAGGGAUUGGGCCUUGAGCCACAGCUGCUUUCAGACUUCAACUCUACAAGAAUAGAUAUGAGUCAUUGACUUUUUCCACAAUAGUAAUUUGCAUUCCUGCAUAAGUCAACUACUAAGAAGAACAUUCCUUCAAAGCUAUCUGUACUACAAAAAUUCUACCAGAACCUCACAGGCAAAGCCUUUACUAGACUUGUCAUUCCAAAUACUCAGUCUGGCCAACCGGUUAUUAGGACUUUUUCCUUCCUCCACUCAGCUCAUGUGGAUGCUGUACACUGUUCCUGACAUCUUUACCAAUUUCUGCUCAGGUACUCAGAUAACUGCUUGCCGUCUACUUUUCUGAUCUGUUUUAACCAGUCAUUACACCUGCCCAGUUUGUCAGAGUUCCAAACACAUGAAAUGACUUCUAAGAUCUGAAUGAACUGACAUUUUAAUUGUCAUUAGCUUUGUCUGCACUGUCUUGUCAUCCCCAAAUGGCAUCUGUUUCCCUCCAUGCCAUCAGGGUUUGUUUUUUUUCCUUCCACUGUCCUCUUUCCUAACUUUUUCUUGCUUGAGAGCUUAAAAGAUGCCAUGUUGGGGUUUCCACACAGAAGCCAGGUAUCUUAAGGGAGAGUAGAAAUGAACUUAACUCCUGUUCCCAUAACAUCACUCAUCUGCUGAGAUGCCUUAUAAGUUACAUAGCACUGGAAUUUGCCUAGAGUGAUGGUUCUGCUAUCAGGGUCUUCUGGGAUACCCUCCUCCACUGACUUAAGAUGAUUUAUACAGAGCCCCAGUACAGCUAUUAGCAAAAUAGUGGUUACCCGAGAAUUACCAUAGCACACUGGUACUCUCUACUAGAUAGAAACUGAUCCCAGUAAUAAACUUUGAUAACAAUGA